GGAUAAAGUGAGCACGCGCGGCAAGACGAAAAGACAGGCGCGCGACAGGGCUGGAUCGGUGCUGAUGUUGCAGGUCUACUCGAGAACGCGAGAGAAGGACAGAUAGAAUGACGUCACUUCUGAGAUAUGGGGAGACAAGGGAGGGGAGGAGAGAGGGGGAAGGCGCAGGGACGGAGGAUGAAAACUGAGAAAUGCCUGCAUCAAAGACACGGGGAGAAAAUAUGAAUCUAUAAUGCAUCUGGAAAAAUAAUAAUAAUAAAAAAACGUAACGUAAGAUAUACAAAUCUAUCCAAAGGGUAUGCUGUAAUAAAUGUGAACAGAGCCCCUGAAAAGAAAUAAGCAGGCAGAAAGUAAUGUCAUCCCAAGGGAUGGGCACCCCCAGUGACCCCCUUCUGACCAGUCCAGGAGGAGGUGUCAGCUCUGCUCAGGACGGGACCUGGCGAGCAUCGAUCCCCAAGACCUCCAGCUUCCCGUCAUCCUCCACUCGCCACCUAAGCCAUCGCGCAAACAAUUUCCAGAGGCACCCGAAGCGUAGGAAGCUGAUCCGACCAUCCCCGCCACCUCCCCCAAACACGCCUUGCCCCCUGGAGCAGCUGGACUUGGCUGAGCUGCCCCCCCGUCGCACCUUCCCCGAGCUGCUGUUCAAUGGCUGCAUCCUGUUUGGAAUUGAGUUCAGCUAUGCCAUGGAGACAGCCUAUGUCACCCCUGUCCUGCUGCAGAUGGGUCUGCCUGACCAGUUCUACAGUCUGGUGUGGUUCAUAAGCCCCAUACUGGGGUUCCUUGUUCAGCCCAUACUGGGAGCUUGGAGCGACCGCUGCACCUCCCGAUUCGGCCGUCGACGCCCUUUCAUCCUGGCCCUUGCCAUUGGAGCUCUGAUGGGACUGACUCUGGUGUUGAAUGGGCGGGACAUUGGAGCUGCGCUGGCUGACACUGCAUCCAAUCACAAGUGGGGGAUCGCGCUGACAGUGUGUGGGGUAGUCCUGAUGGACUUCAGCGCCGAUUCAGCGGACAACCCCAGCCACGCCUACAUGAUGGACGUGUGCAGCCCCGAGGACCAGGACCGUGGGCUCAACAUACAUGCCCUUUUGGCAGGGCUGGGUGGUGGUUUUGGUUACAUCGUGGGCGGGAUCAACUGGGAUCACACGGAGUUCGGGAGGUCAUUGGGGGGUCAGCUGAGGGUCAUUUACAUGUUCACCAGCAUCACUCUCGUCGCUGCCACGGCGAUGACGCUCACCAGCAUUCCCGAGCGGCCCCUGGCCCAGACGCACACCUCGAAGACCUCCCGGAACGCCUUGAAGAGCCCCAGCCUCCCCCUGCCACCCUCUCCCCCCGCCGCCCUCGGAGCGGGCCCUGGGGAGGAGGAGGAAGAGGAGGAAGGUGCCCGCAGCUACCAGCGCUGCGAGCCGCACCCCUGCCAGCCCGACCUGCUAGCGCACACGUCCAGUGCCAGCGCUCAGCUGUACGCCGGGCUGACCAGCCCCAUCUCUCCCUUCAGCCCCCUCACGCCCAAAUACGGCAGCUUCAUCAGCCGCGACAGCUCCCUCACGGGCAUCAACGAGUUUGCCUCCUCCCUCGGGACGUCCUACAUUGACAGCGUGCUCAUCGACUGCUACACGGGCCAGCAGACGCCCCAGCCCCUCGAUCCCGAUGCCACGGCACCUCCCAUGCCCCCUGGAGACACUCCGCCCCCCCAGGGUCCGCCGGGUGGUGGGGGGUUGGUGGGGGGCGGGGCCUCUGGCAUCCUGAAACGCCCCCAGAGCCUGGCCCUGCUGGAUGACCCCCUGCUGACCACCACCGUGGGGACGGAGAACGGCCGCAGGCGGACGGUCACCUUCAGUCAGCAGGUAGCCAACAUACUGCUGAAUGGGAUGCGGUAUGACAGCGAUUUAAGUGACAGCACAGACGCCGCAGACACACAGCUGUCUAUGAAGCUACUCUGCAUUGCCAUCUACAGGAUGCCCCCAUCACUGCGCAGCCUCUGCACCAACCACUUCCUGGGCUGGCUAUCCUUUGAGGGCAUGCUUCUGUUCUACACUGACUUCAUGGGAGAGGCUGUGUUUGGGGGGGACCCCAAGGCACCCCACGACUCCGAGGCUUACCGCCGCUACAAUGCUGGGGUCAGCAUGGGCUGCUGGGGAAUGUGUAUCUACGCCUUCAGUGCAGCUUUCUACUCAGCCAUAUUGGAGAAGCUAGAGGAGCGUUUCUCCCUGCGCUCUCUGUACUUCUUCGCCUACCUGGCAUUCGGUCUGGGCACAGGCCUGGCCACCCUCUCCACCAACCUGUACGUGGUGCUGUCCCUCUGCAUCACCUACGGAGUGCUCUUCUCCUCACUCUGCACCUUGCCCUACUCCCUGCUCUGUGAAUACUAUCAGAGCCCACAGUUCUGUGGCUCCUCGGAGGGAGGGACCAGGAGGGGGAUGGGUGUGGACAUCUCUCUGCUCAGCUGCCAGUACUUCCUGGCUCAGAUCCUGGUCUCCGUGGCGAUGGGACCCCUCACCUCGCUGGUGGGGGGGGCGCAGGGCGUGAUGUACUUUGCGAGCGUGAUGUCAUUUGUGGGCUGCCUGUACUCUUCGCUGUGCGUGGUGUAUCAGCUGCCCCCCCCUGAGGGUGAGCUCCCCCAGGGCGAGGCCCAGCCGCUACUCGUUCAGAUCUAAUGCCCCCCCCCCCCCCCCCCCCCCCCCCACAAGCACACACGCGCACACGCUUCGCCACCUCCGGUGCACUCCUUACCUCCUAUCUCCCUCAGAGCAAACAGACAGACAGACAUCGCUUUGUGUAUGUGCAUAUGCUGCAUGCAUUUGUGUGUGCGCAUGCAUGUAUGUAUGUAUGUAUGUGUGUGCUUGUGUAGGCGUGUGUGUGUACGUGUUUUUGUGUGUAUGUAGGUCUGAAACUGACUCUAGUCUCACAUUGUGUGUCUGUACAGUGCUGCUUGCUUCUGUCUGGUUGUGCUUGUGUCUUGCCAUGGACAGGAAGUGUGUGUUUGUCUGUCUGUUCAGCUGCAGUACUCAGUGAGCACAAAAGCUACACCGUGGCUGAUUUAUUGGAAAUGAUUAUUUAAGUGAUCCCUCCUCUCUUUUCCAAAGGACCACAGUCUUCAAAGUGAAAAUUACUCAUCAAUUAGGCCAUGGGUGACAAUCUUCAAAUUUCCAAGAGCACCGUGUGCUCUCAUGUUAUCAGUAUAAGAAAUGUUACUGAGUCUUAGCUCUCCAGUGACUCUUCUUGCAUUUAUACAUUGGGCAGUAUUGCUUUGGUGGUCCUGCAUGAACAGACUGUUACAGAGGGAUGGCCCUACUCUGAGUACCUAUGAAUCCACAACUGAUCAAACCUGAGUCCUGAGGGCCUGCACUUUCUGAAAAGCUACUCAAACUCUCAGCCCAACCCAAGUAUGAGUAGCCCAAUGAGUCUGUCUGUUUGUCUCUCUCACCCACAGUAGGUAAGCUUAUAAGGAUAACUGUUUGAAUGUGUCACAAUGACCCACCCUGUUUUGCUGCACCAAACACCAGUAGGCGCACAGACGCAUAAAACACGCACACGCUACAUGUAGCGAUACGCAUAAACACAGGAGCCAUGCAUGUGCACUUUCACACGAGCCAAGGUUUUUGCCCUGCUGUUCUUGGGUACACGAGAGCAGAGCAACAGUGAGUGAGUUCCAGGAAUUGUUGCCAGGAUACCCACUGAGCCGAAUAAAUCAUCGCAUCACCAGGGCUGUCCACCUUCAGAACGUGACACGCUCGCACGUGGCCGCACAGUCUCAUAACACAAGGUGACCCCCCUGACCUCUGCCUAGCCCGACCGGGAUGUUAUUAUCAUUAACAUUAUCAGGUGAAGGUUAAUGAGUGUCAUGAUAAUGGUUAUUGUCAUUAUUAUCAGGUGGAGCUGAUGGUUCCUGAAUCUUCUGAAUCUUUUUUUUUUUUUUUUUACUUCAAACUCAAAUCUGUGCUGCACUCCCAUCUCCUUGGGAGGAGAGAGGAGACAGGAGUCCUGAUCCAACACCCCACUAAGAAAGGAUGAUGAACUGUGCUGCUGUCUGGAGCCCAGAGACCGGAGAGGAAGCUCUGAUUGGCAGUUCCACAGACAUCUGCGCUAAGGGAACCCGACACCAGCUGUACCGGGGAUACUCCUCCUGGGCACCACAAGGGGGCAUUGUUUCCCCAUGUGUUUUUUUCACAUCAUCACUCUUGGACCUCACUGCCCAAACCACUCUCUGAGGCCUGCUCUCUCUUACUAACCUCAACUCAAACACAGCUUUAUGUAUGUCUCUCAUCACGGAAUGCUUUCUAUUAAAAUGUCAGUCCUACUCUGGGGAUGUGACCCACCCCACUAGAUAUAA
This is a messenger RNA of Anguilla anguilla (European eel), 4330 nucleotides long. It is a transcript of the gene slc45a1, whose product is annotated as solute carrier family 45 member 1. Gene Ontology annotation, cellular component: membrane. NCBI's taxonomy places the organism in Eukaryota, Metazoa, Chordata, Actinopteri, Anguilliformes, Anguillidae. The record is from RefSeq and is a predicted model, not a curated record. Bases 354 to 2654 code for a protein of 766 amino acids. Gene Ontology annotation, molecular function: sucrose:proton symporter activity. Gene Ontology annotation, biological process: transmembrane transport. The transcript has 9 exons.